Pseudoliparis swirei is the source of this 2106-nucleotide messenger RNA. Its product is annotated as protein NipSnap homolog 2-like. The record is from RefSeq and is a predicted model, not a curated record. Gene Ontology annotation, cellular component: mitochondrion. Lineage: Eukaryota; Metazoa; Chordata; Actinopteri; Perciformes; Liparidae. The transcript is spliced from 10 exons. The coding region runs from base 147 to 983 and encodes 278 amino acids.
GUCACGAAGUUCCUCUGGUAACCACAUGACUCCUUACUGGUUUUGGGACAUAAUAAAAGGAUCACGGGGUUACGUUGAUGUAACUAGGCAACGUCAGCUCCACCAGUCGGACCAGCUAGCUCCAACUGACAGCCUUCAAGGGAAAGAUGGCGACGCGAGUUCUUCAGAGAGUGGUAGGCACGGGCCUCAAGCAGACGAGGACCGGGCAGUUCACGGCUGUCGUGAGGAGCCUCUCAGCUUACCAAGAAGACAGCUGGUUCAAGUCUCUGUUUGUUAGAAAGGUCGACCCCCGAAAAGACGCUCACUCUCAUCUGCUUGCCAAGAAGGAAGACAACAAUCUGUACAAAAUACAGUUUCACAAUGUCAAGCCUGAGUGCCUUGAUGCUUACAAUGAACUUUGUGCGGACGUCUUGCCUUCCAUUCAUGCUGACCCUGAAUUCCCUUGUGAGCUUGUGGGCACCUGGAACACAUGGUACGGAGAGCAGGAUCAGGCAGUUCACCUGUGGAGAUAUCAGGGAGGAUACCCGGCUCUCACCGAAGUCAUGAACAAACUCCGGCUGAAUGAGAAGUUUACGGAGUACAGGAAAGAGAGGGGCAAGAUGCUGCUCUCUCGUAGGAAUCAGCUGCUGCUGGAGUUCAGCUUCUGGAACGAACCGGUCCCUCGUCCAGGACCCAACAUCUAUGAGCUCCGAUCAUACCAACUCAGGCCAGGGACGAUGAUCGAGUGGGGAAAUUACUGGGCUCGUGCCAUUGAGUUUCGCCAGCAGAAUCAAGAGGCAGUGGGAGGCUUUUUCUCACAGAUUGGACAUCUGUACACGGUUCACCACUUAUGGGCUUACAAAGACCUUCAGUCCAGAGAAGACACAAGAAAUUCCGCCUGGCAGCAUGACGGCUGGGAUGAGGUGGUUUAUUACACGGUCCCUCUCAUUCAGAACAUGGAAUCUAGAAUAAUGAUUCCCAUGAAGAGUUCGCCCUUGAAGUAACCACAACCAUCGGGGAACCUCUCAACAGCCACUGCAACUGUCUCACGGAUCUGCCAGGGAAAUCUGCAUAACAUCCAUGUGCUGUUCACAUUUUUGUUUUUCAUUUCUUGUUUGUUGCUUCACGCCCCCUUUCUCUGUGGGCCUUGAAUGAGGUUUAAAAACGGAUCUGUUCCCGACCCAUCGAUGCGCUUUGUGGAGACCAACUAUUCUUUCACAUGCUCCUCCUUAUCUCUGUGUCUAUCUUUUGAAACGUCCGGUUUUAGGAGGAUUGUUGUGUUCUUUAUUUUGAUGAUUUAAAAACAUCAGUGUGAGUGUGAUACCAGAUGGAUCAAACAUUUAGCAGUUCUAGUGCUGGUCACGGGCUGAAAAUGUCUAAAGAGCUUUCAGAACAAAAUUACUUGUAAGCUCUGUUGCAAGUAGCACUAGCAAGUAACUGCUUCCAGUAUCUCAACAAACGCUUCCUCCAGAGCUCACAGUCUCGCUAUCAAUAUGUAUUGAAUAAACUUCUUUACAUUUUACAGUUGUACAAAGAGGAGCAUACUUAUUAUUAUUCGGUGUUCUGAAAUCAACAAUGAAGAUGAUUAGCAUGUAUUGUAGGGCCACAGACUUGCAUCACAUUAAGUACAAUUUCAAUGUAUGUUCCAGCAAACUCAUUAUGGUGUUAUUUGUCUGGAUGAAAUGUUUCAUAAGAUGUAUUAAGACACAUACAUUAAAGGUGACUAAUGCACCACAAGUGUCUUAUAGUCAAAACAGUGAGUGUGUGGUGAAUCUGCACACGGUGUCAUUUUAUCGUCACAUCAUGAUUCUCCUGGCUCAUCCAGCUGUUGCGAGGGAGACGAGCUGAUUAAAAUGAUUAGAGACUGUUUUCUAAUCUCAAAACUAAUCAGUAACUAAACUGCUAUGCACUCAUAAAUUUGACUUAUCCCUUUGUUAAGACAUUAUUGCCAACUGGGUUAUUGUGUGCUCUAAUCUGGGAUUUUUAUUAAUGAUCAAAUUGUAGAGAGGAUAAAUAUCACCAUGUGGUAAUUGUGAAUUGCAGUGCUUUAAUAAGAUUAAUUCAAUUCAUUAAUUGUACAUAUACAAUUACAUUUCUGAUGAAAAUAAACAAGUCUUGCACUCCUUU